Messenger RNA from Patella vulgata (common limpet), 6625 nucleotides. Its product is annotated as slit homolog 3 protein. NCBI's taxonomy places the organism in Eukaryota, Metazoa, Mollusca, Gastropoda, Patellidae. Gene Ontology annotation, molecular function: protein binding. The transcript is spliced from 2 exons. The record is from RefSeq and is a predicted model, not a curated record. Gene Ontology annotation, cellular component: extracellular matrix. Bases 224 to 2767 code for a protein of 847 amino acids.
GACUCAUUUCACCAGGUGAAACAAACUAGAUGACAAUCACAAUUGGUGUAUAAGUUAUUACUUAUACCUUUUAUAUUAAUAUCUCUUGUCUUCCAAUAUAUGCAUACUAAUGGAAUUAACAAACCUUGUGUUAUUAAUGCAUACUGUGGGAUAUUAUGAUAAACAAUAACAUAUUGUCAUUAGAUGUAGUCUAUUUAUAGUAACAUUCAGGAAUCCAUGAAAGAUGAUGCCGUCUGCAUAUAUUGUAUUGUGUGUCUUGAUAUCGUCAUCAUUAAUAGAUGCUAAACCAGCGGACUGUGAUACCCUUCAAAAUGUGGUGCCGUCUUGCGACUGUCAAGGUGCUACAGACAAUGAAAAUAAUAUUGUGAUACGUUGUCAAAAUCUUGUAAAUGUACCACAAAUAAAUGGUAACUACAGUGGAUUAAUACAUGAAUUCUCGUUAAAAGAUAACAAUAAUAUCAGGACUCUACCAGAAAAUGCAUUUCAUGGAUUAAGAAUUCAAAUCCUAAACCUGUAUGGAACUCGUUUGAAUAACAUCUCUAAUGGAGCAUUUGAAGGUCUGCAGAAUGAUUUACAAGAACUAAGUAUUAGUGGUGAUGAUGCCAGUGAUGUCCUUCCACCGUUUGUGGCCAUUCAACCACUGAAAAACCUCACAAGACUUCAUAUCCAUCGGUUUAAACCAAAUAACAAUGAUAUAGAAGGAACUCAUUUGUUCUCCUUCCAGAAAUUACAACAACUCACUUUAGAGAGUAUGAAAAUAAAAUCCAUGGGAUCGGAUGUAUUUUAUUUGCCUCAGCUGACAACAUUGCGUUUAGUUGAUAAUUUGUUUACCACUUUUCCAUCAGAUGCAAUUCAUACCCUGACAAACUUACAAUAUCUGACAGUUACUGAUAACACAAUCAGCGCCAUACCUUCGUAUUUCUUUGAGAGAAUUAGAAAUAUCAAGUACUUUGACGUCAGUCGUAAUAAUAUCUCUCUUUUAGAAGAUGAUUGUUUCAUUUAUGUGACAAGCACUCUGCAGACGUUGAUCCUGAAUCAAAACCCACUUUCGACAGCCUCAAAACUUAGCCGUGUAUCAGACAUAAAUUCUUUAUUGGAGUUACGCAUUCAACAUGUCGGGCUGAAAGAAAUCCCAUCAAAUCCCGAGUUUCUGCGAAAUAAAAAUCAGCUGAAAUAUUUAUAUCUGAAUGGAAAUCAAAUACUACGGUUAAACGGGAAUGAAUUUGUAUCUGUAGCCAACAAUCUUGUCCAAUUAGAUCUGUCUGGGAAUCAGAUCUCAAGCAUAGAAUCUAAUACCUUUUUUGGCAUGUCAAAACUGACCAACCUUCAGCUUGAGGACCAGACCGCUGCUGGAAAAUUAAUACUUCCCUCAUUUUCGUCACUGAAAUCGUUACAAAAACUAGACCUUCAGUCAACAAAACUUGACACUAACACGGCAUGGGAGCAGAUUAGACAUCUCACAAAUUUACAAUCCUUAAAUCUGGACAGUACAGGAUUGAACAAUAUUGCCGAUUUGGUGUUUCGUGACAUCACCAACUUAUCAUUAUUGAGCUUAUCACAGAACAAUAUAACAAAUGUGACGCAAGAAAUGUUUGUAGGACUUCGUGACAGUUUGAACAUACUUUAUUUAGAUGGCAAUAAAAUCCAAACUAUACAUUCGUGUACUUUUGACAAUUUCUCAAGAAAGAUAACUCUAUCCUUAAGUAACAAUCCACUUCAUUGUGACUGCCAUUUAAAAUGGUUAAAAGACAAAAUAACCAAUCAAAAUAUCAGUUUUGUAUCACAAUCAGAAAAAUGCAGUAGUCCAUCCAGAAAUGCAAACAAAGAUUUCACAAGUGUUCCUGAAACAGACUUUGUGUGCAUCUUUCACACAACUGAACCAAUAUGUCCAAAUUAUUACUUGUCUACUACAAGUGGUGCUCCACCAGUCACUACAGAACCACCAGUAGGUAAUUCCACAUUACCAGUCGUUGUCAUUUCUCUUUCACUCCUUGAGGCCACUUUAACUAACAUUAAAAUUCAAUAUGGUGUGUCGAAUCUUGAAAAUGUUAACUCAAUUGCAGUUCGCUACACAAACAUUAAAACACAAGAUAUGAGGCGAGAACCUUUAUCUCAAACUGAAACGAUGAAAACCAUUUAUGGUCUUGAUAUGGACACAAGAUACGAAAUCUGUAUUUCAGUGGAAACAACUCAGAACCAUAUUGUUGAAGAAUGCAAGAUUUACAGUACGAAGAAAGAUCCACUAGCAACAACAGUUGACCCCAUGCCGUCCAAACAAGAUGGAAAUGAUACAGGAGUAAUCAUUGGUGCAGUUAUAGGUGGUAUUGUUCUCGUCUGCUUAUUGGUGGCCAUCUUGUAUUUAGUGUUUGUGAAAAGUUCAAAUAAGAAUAAGAAGAUUCCCUCAGAACAUGUAGUCCCAACCAGAGCAUCUGUACCUAGAAUAGGCUAUGAUUCUAAACGCUUCAUGAAAAAGAAGAAAGCCAAUGGGAACAACAACACCCAAUCACCUGAUGAUAUUCAGGUGUCUGUCGUAACAGACGGUCAAGGCAAUCCACCUAAUCUAGGUAGGAUAUCAGCCGGUAGUUACCAAUAUUUGGACAAGAACCAACCAUCAAAAGUGAAUACCAAACCUUCCGGGGAUUAUAUGAAUGGUAAUGAAACUCGUCCGUUACCAACAACACCACAUAAAAACCACAGUUACCAGAACGAAGCCUUCCAAAGAAGUCCUUCUGAGAGCUAUAAUACAUAUUCUGAAAUCGAUGUGUGAUAACUGGAUUAACAUGUCAUCAAAUAUAUUUUUCGUACUUCAGAAUCAGAAUUUAUCUGUUGCAAGAAGUUAAUGCCUCGGACAUACAGGAUGACUGAAGUUUUUAAACUGUCAAUAUCAUUGUGAUAAAAAAUAAUAAGUUUCAACAAAAAAAACAACCCCAGCUCUGUGUGUGCAUACAAAUGACUAGAAACAAUUUUGGUCUUCGUCAAUCACAAGUAUUGAUUGCGGCCAUUUAGAGCACAUAUGUUCACAUCAUAAUAUGUCAUAAAUUUGGCAAUUGGGAAGAACUUCUUGCUCUGUUCGGUUGAUGAUGGUGCUGUUUUUUGGGGGGUGUUUUAAAGACUAUGAUCAUCCUGUGUGGAUAAGUUUAACGUACUAUUUUCUGUAUACUGUGUAUUUGACUACCAAAUAUUAACGUCCAUUCCAUUUAAAAAAUUAUAUAUUAAGGCACAGGUGACUUAAACUAACUUAAAGAUAUAUUAUGUAAGAUUUAGAUAAAGAGCUGGCUGCUCUUGCUAUACUAGUUCAAAAAUAGAUAAUGGAAAAUACAUUGAAAAUUUCAUUCCAAUUACUUUAUUCUGAGCGAAGAUGGUUUGACAAGAUGAGUGCACUGAUUGUAACCACCGUACUGGUUGUUUGAAGCUUAGCCUUGCUUUACCAUUUUUUAGAUUAAAUCAAUAAAUGGCUCAACUAUUCAAAUCUACUAAAUAUUGGAGCCAUCGAAUGGUAUUCAGAGUUGACUAUGGUAUUGUCAUGUUAAUAAAUGUCUAAUUAAUAGUUUAUAUAACAUUUAAGGCCUAAAGAAAGACCGGCAAAUAGGAAAAUUUAGCUCUUGCAUAUUGUAUGUUUAAUUAAAUCAUUACCAAUGUGAACUUCUGAAAAUUGCAAGUGUUAUCAGGUGUUCAAGAAACCACUGACAUCCCACCUGUAAUUAUGCAAUAUAUACAUAAACUGUGAUGGAAUAAUGACAGUGUCUAAAGUGUAUAAAAGAAAGUAAUUAUAUUUAUACAUAAUUAUAAACUGUGAUGGAAUAAUGUAUGUAUAUAAAAAUAUCUGAUUCACUGUAUGGCCAGAAUAAUUUUAUGAACCAAUCCUAUGACACAUUGUGUGGAUAUAUUGUGAUUUGUGUUGUAUACAAGAAUGAACCAAUAUAUGAGUGGACAGAGAUAAGAGUAUAAAUUAAAGGAUAAAACUAAUUAUAACUGUUUUGUGUGAAUGAAUUAAGGAAUGACUGGACUGACAAAAAUGAUUUUGUGUGAAUGAGUUAUGGAGUGAUUGGUCUUAAUGGAUCUGAGUAAAUGAUUCAUUGUGAACAAAAUGUUAGCUAUAUUAAAAUGACUGGAAGAUAAAUAUUGUAAGACAAGAAAUAAAUGUGAUCAAAAUAUUUGACUUAUCGUCUGUCACAUUAAUUUCUAUGUACAUGUCUGUUCUUUAAAACUAUAAAAUAUAGUCAAGGAGUAGUGAGGAGUUACCCCUGUAAGUCUUUAAAAUCAUCAAACAUAACAUUUCUCAAUACAAAACAAUAAUUAAUGAGAUAAGCCAAUAUGUUAAUUGUGUCUUAUUUCUUUGUCUAGCUCAAUCAAGAAGUCAUUCAGUCAGCAUUUAAGAGACAGUGGUUUGCAUUAAUUUUAAUACACAUUAAUGAUAUAGCAAAUUUUUACCUCAAGAAAGAUAAAUUCUUUUGACCUAAUUCAUCAAAAUGUUUUGUGAAAUGUUAGACACUAGAAUUAUAUGUAACAUUUAAGUCAUUUACACUGAAAUGGUAAUACUGCAUUUAAGUCAUUUACACUGAAAUGGUAAUACUGCUUCCAGUAAAUAUGAACUCAUAUCUUUAGCAAUUUUCCAUUUACUCAAUUUGAAGGUAUUAUGAUUGUUAGUAAAUAUUUUAGAAUUACUGAAUUUAGUAGCCCAUCAUAAUCUAUAAUAUUAGUUUCUAUCUUCUUCUGCAAUUGAUACUAAAAUUUAAUUAAAGUAAAGUAAAGAGAGUGUAAUCCGGUCUUGAACUCAUUAGAAGAUCUGACUACAUGUUACAUGAAUGUACUGUUAUAUAAUUAUUUCUUUAAACUUAACAUAUGUUAGUUACCUUAUUGGCACACAUGAUUAUGUUGUCAACAUUCGGCAUGUGUCUUUAUUAAUAUAAUCAAAAUUAGAUUACGAUUGUUUUGGUCAUUUUUCUGACUGUCAUACUAUAUUGUAAUCAGCCAACGACAUGUUCAGUCAGAUUGUGUGCCAUUUACCUCAGCCAAAUAUGUGUAAUCACAUGUAAUCACUACAAAAUCUAAGAUCUGUUCGACUGGUGAAAAUAGCCAUUUAUCUACUGUAUGUAUUAAGUAUGCGAGUUGUAAUUUUUUUCUAUAAAACAUAUUUUUUCAUAUUUUGUAAAGUGCUAUUAAUAGAAAUUAUUGUUGUUUUAUUAAUAUUAUUAUAGAUAUUUAACCCACCUAUUACACAUAUUAUAUAUAUAUAUAUAUUUAUAUAUCAAAGCUAUUGAGUAUAUUUUUAACAUUUAAUUAUAUAUUUAAAUAAAUAGUUGUUGUCAAUCAAUAAACCUUUUAAAACUACACAGAGAUUAAAUAAAAAAUACCACUACAUUAUAAAUUCAAUUUAAUAAAAAAAAAUAAUUCAUCUAUGUAUAUAAAAAUCAUUAGACAAUAUCAUUUUAAUCACAACAUUUCCUUUCUUGAAAAUAUCUAAUGCAUGUAUAUAUUGUAUAGAGCACGUAUUGAAGUUUGUUUAAUAAUCAUAGUAUCAUACUAAAUGGAUUAAUUUCAAAACAUUCCAUGAGAAUAGAUCAGUUAUUUUCAUCAUUCAUACAAAUAUAUUCACAUUAAGUUCAUUAACUUAUUCAUUCAUCUGUAUUCAUGACCCAUAAUGUUAACAAUAGUUUAUGUACUGUAUUUCUUAUCCCAAUUGCCUUGCUAUCUUACUACAGGUUGAUCAUAACAAUCAUCGUGUGUCCAUAAAACCCAUUCUCAGUGAUACUCAUUUAAAAUUAAGUAUCACUGCAGUGAUACUUAGUAAAUAUUUAGUCUCAGUGUUACUCGCUUAAUAUUUAGACAAAUGGUCAGUUACCAACAAAGUGUCACUCAUUAAAAAUUUGGUCUGAGUGUUUGUCGCUAAAUUUUUAGUCUUGGUUACUGUUACAGAUAGUCAGUUGAUCUUCAACUUGUUUGGGCAUUAAAAAAACCAAACAAAUUGUGUCAAAUCUAUUUAAUAUUAUAAGUGAAGACAGUUUGAGACUAACUUCCAUUGUAAAAUGUUAAUUACUAAAACUAUGUCAUAAGUAAUCUCAUUAAUUCUGAAUUUCAUUCACUGUUUUUAUUACUAUUCUGUCACAUCCUUGAACAAAAACAAUGUGAGUAUUACUUUGCACUAAUACAACUGUUAUGAUUGUUACUAUCACUCAAUGUACAGUUUAUUACACUUCAGUACAUGUACAGACGUUACUCACAUGAAUAUGAACAAGACAGAUCAAGAAAUAAGACUUAAACCUGUAGAUCAUGUUACAGUCAAUGAACUCCCAUUACUGUACAAUAUGAUACUUAUUUUUUUAUACAUUCCAAAAUUCAUCAUUCAUAUAGGAAAUGAAUCACAUUUAUCUAACGAGAAGAACAGAGCCAUACAUGAUUAUACCCAAUCAAAUGACCUAUCUUUGUACAUAUCUUUUUACUUACUUUAAUAUAUUUUCAUAUUAAAAUUACUAUGAUUUCAUUUCAUAUUAAUGAUUUCCAUCUGUGCCUUUUACUUUUUGAAAAUCAUUAUAUUUUAUCAUCUUUUUAAAUUUUUAAUGUGAUUUAUAAAAUGUUUUGUAUAUAAUGUUAUGAUAUCAGAAAAUAAAAACGUAAUUAAUUCAAA